UCUUCGAUGUACGGAUAUGGUGUUUUUUUAUAUAUGUUCACUGAUUCCUAUGCGAAUUUAAAAACCGAUUUUCAUAAUUUAUUUAAAUUUUACAAUUAAGCCGUUUCUAUAGCAAAGUAACAGGAAACGUCUUGCUAAUAAUAAAGAACGAAAAAAACUUAGAUGACACGUUUAUACCAUCGAGUAAAACAAAAGAUCGCGUAUUGUAUUUUCCCAUGUUUUUUGUUGACUGAAGUAAUAAAAUAAUGAGUAUUAUUUUCACGUUUUUGAAGUCGAUAUUUUUUUUGUACUAGAAACAGCUAACUAGUCGACCACGAACGUCAUUAUUGUGAUUUAUCACUAGGUGCACAUAAUAUAAAUAUUUUCGGUUGUUAACAGAUGAACAGCGUCGUAUAUACGGGUCGCAGGGAGUUGAGGAUCCCCCCCGCUAUGUCAGCAGCCCCCAACGGCAAGCUUCGCCAUUUCCACACGAAAGUACCAACAGACGAUUCUAUAGGCGAAACAGGGACUCCAAAGGUGAAGAAUUAUACAAUGGCGAAACGACAGGCGGUACUCUCUCACGGCGAAGACGCGCCGAAGAUUUCACACUCGAAAAUAAUGCUAGGAAUGCCCGACAUUGCCUCAACAAUGGUAAAACAAAUGAUUUUUUGUUGUCAUAUAUAUAAGCCAAGCACUGUGAAUAAUGGCGGUCAGACAAGUGAACGCGAGUGUGAAUCGCCGCCGGAGCCGGCCCCACCCGAAGUGCCGCCGCGUGGUCCAUCGUUACACGUCACGUUGCGACAUCGUCCCGUGCCGUGUGAACAGCCCUCGGAACCCGACCGCCUCUAUCUAUCUGAAGGUACGUGA
This is a messenger RNA of Diatraea saccharalis (sugarcane borer), 846 nucleotides long. The record is from the annotation of a GenBank genome assembly. Lineage: Eukaryota; Metazoa; Arthropoda; Insecta; Lepidoptera; Crambidae.